AUGACGUCACUUUAUGAAGCCAAUGCUAUUGCCUUCUUCGCAGGGUACAUCGCCUUCAAAUGCAUAAAGGACUGUCACACAUGUAAGGUCGACAUGUGCAAGUCACCAAUAGAUGCUCGUUCUGCUAUUUUGGCUGGCGGAAUUUCGGGUUGCCUCCGAAGGGAUGAAUUAGUCAGUAUCACAACAGAUAUGGUGAAGGACACUAGUGAGGAGCUCAUCAUCAAUAUUCCCACCACCAAAACUCAUGUGGCCAAGAAAUUCUGUGUGGAUGGUGAAUUUUACAAUAGAACCAAACAAUACAUUGCUUCACGAUCUCAAUUUCCUGACAGCAGACGAUUUUUCCUGCGCUACGAAAAAGGAAAAUGUGUGAAUCAAGUUGUUGGUCUUCACAAAUUUGGAGAAGUACCACAACUGAUCGCAAAAUUUUUGAAUUUGCCCGAACCGGAGAUAUACACUGGUCAUAUGUUUCGUCGCACAUUGGGAACAUUGUUGGCUGACGCUGGAGGCACGAUCACAGAAAUUAAAAGACAUGGAAACUGGCGUUCUGUUAGCGUUGCUGAGGGUUAUGUCGAAAAUUCUUUGUAUGCUAAGUAUCAAAUUACGAUUGUUAGUGUGCCUGCACUGACGGACCCGAAGGAGACAAGGUGUUUCCAUGCAGUUGCGAGGGUAUGCUGGACCAUGUGCUGUAAUGUUGGCGCAUCUAGUACGGUUUUAAAGUCCAGUUGGGGACUGGGUACUGUAUUCCCUGCUGCCAAAGUUGUAAAUCCCUGCUGUGUUGAGAUGUUCUGCUGUCCUGUAUUCCCAGGUUGGGUUGGAAUCUGGUUUCAGGAUUUGUGGUUGGGGUGCCAGUGUGAGUGUAGGGUUUAA
Messenger RNA from Fopius arisanus, 867 nucleotides. NCBI's taxonomy places the organism in Eukaryota, Metazoa, Arthropoda, Insecta, Hymenoptera, Braconidae. The record is from RefSeq and is a predicted model, not a curated record.